Molecule: messenger RNA, 1632 nt
Organism: Coniosporium apollinis CBS 100218
Lineage: Eukaryota; Fungi; Ascomycota; Dothideomycetes
Exons: 2
Coding region: 1-1632 (543 amino acids)
Cellular component (GO): membrane
Source: RefSeq, a predicted model, not a curated record
AUGCUGCCCGCUGCCGAUGACUGCGAUGACUGCCUACCGAACCACCUCAAGCGGCGCGAGUUGUCCACCAUAGCGAUAUCCUCCCUGCCUUUCGUCCUCACCUUCCUCAUCGUCGCCACGGCAGUCCUCCAGAAGCUGUUCCCGCUGCUCUCUGGAUCCGCGUCACCCAAAGACCACCAUGAACACCAGCUACCCACCCACUUCAGCUUCCGGGAAGCGUCUGCUUCCGCAAAGAAGAACCUGAUUUCGAAGCCCUCCGUGAAGCGCUUAGCUGGGUUUGCCUUCUCCACCAAUAUUGCGUUGUCCGCGGUUCUGGUCGAGCUCAUCCUCUGCGAGAUCUCGAAUGCGCUCAACCCAGCGGCGCGCAGCCUGGCCCUUAAGGUCACGCUGUCCUCGCUCCUCUUCCUCCUCAUCCUGGCUACGCCGGCGCUGGAACUGCACUCGGUUAUCUCCGCCGCUGGCUGGCGGUUCGGGAACAAUGGCGGCAGCAGUAGGAAGAGGCGGUUCCUAAGCGCAGCCUGGGCCCUUGAGACACUGGGGCUCGCAAUAUGGCUGCUGGCUUUCUGGUACAUUGGCAGUGGGCUACUUGGGUCGUACCUCCACGAGCCGUCAUAUCAGAGGCGGCAUAGCUUUACUGAGGGAUGCCUGGAGAGGAUCGGGGUUAUUGGGAUUUCGCUGAUGGCUUCGUUGGCGGGCUUUGCGGCUGUCAGCUCGCUAUGGCAGACUUUCGGUAGCAAGGCACGGCUGGUAUCAGAAGCAGACAUCGCGCGCAAGCAAGCUGGCCUAGAGGCAACAACCUCAAUGCUCGAAGCCAAACGCAGCCGCAUGCGAGCUCUAGAGCGGAAGCUCUCCGAAACACCCUCCGAAGGCUUCAUGACACGCGUAAUCGGCUCCAUACGCGGCAAUGCCGACACACAAGAGCGACAAGCGCUCCAAUUCGAGAUCUCUGGUCUUGAAACUAUGCGCAGCGCCCUGCACAACUCACUCCUCUCCCUGCGCUCCCGACGCACCACCCAACUCCGCUCCCGCACCGCCAUCGGCAGGUGCUUCAACAUCUUCCAGUACGGCUUCUCACUUUACUGCGCCUACCGUAUUAUCACCACUUCCCUCGCCUUAUCCCGCCGCCUCCUCUUCAGUCACAACCAGAGCCUCGCCUCCUCCGACCCCGUCAACAACGUCCUCGCCCUCCUCGCAAAGCACUGGGAUCCGACUCUCGACCGCGCGGCCUGGAGCCGCCAGAUCAGCUUCCUGCUGUCCGGCGUCAUGCUGCUGGCCUCGUUCAACUCCGUCCUGCAGACCUGUCUGCUGUUCGCGCGCUUCGUGCCGAGUGUCAUGGCGCAUGCGCAGGCGAACCUGGCGCUCAUUGUCAGCCAGGUUGCGGGGACUUAUGUUAUUAGUAGCGCGUUGUUGCUGAGGAGCAAUCUCCCGAAAGAGGUUAGUAGCGUUAUCUCAGAGGCGCUUGGGGCGCCGCUUGAGCCGGUGUUUGUGGAGAGGUGGUUUGAGGGCUGGUUUCUGGUUGCGAGCGUGCUGACGGCGGUGGGGAUUUGGGUUGGGAGGAGAGUCGGGAGCGGUGAUUGGGAUGAUGAUGAGGAGUUUGGUGGGACGGACGUAGAGAUGGGGAAGAUGAGUUGA